UGGUAUUGCAGAGUUCGGACAUUGACCGGCAAGGAAAUCGAGCUUGAUAUUGAACCUGACUACAAGGUAUCGAGAAUCAAGGAGCGCGUGGAAGAAAAAGAAGGAAUACCACCGGUCCAACAGCGCCUCAUCUAUGGUGGUAAACAAAUGGCUGAUGAAAAGACUGCGGAAGACUAUGGCCUAGAAGGCGGUAAUACCUUACACUUGGUUCUUGCCUUGAGAGGCGGUAGA
Messenger RNA from Exophiala aquamarina CBS 119918, 231 nucleotides. RefSeq names its product ubiquitin-like protein 1. The record is from RefSeq and is a predicted model, not a curated record. NCBI's taxonomy places the organism in Eukaryota, Fungi, Ascomycota, Eurotiomycetes, Chaetothyriales, Herpotrichiellaceae. Gene Ontology annotation, cellular component: cytoplasm; nucleus. The transcript has 3 exons. Gene Ontology annotation, biological process: modification-dependent protein catabolic process; regulation of proteolysis; protein neddylation. The annotation marks the transcript as partial. Gene Ontology annotation, molecular function: ubiquitin protein ligase binding; protein tag activity.